This is a messenger RNA of Silurus meridionalis, 3183 nucleotides long. RefSeq names its product solute carrier family 1 member 2a (gene slc1a2a). Lineage: Eukaryota; Metazoa; Chordata; Actinopteri; Siluriformes; Siluridae. Gene Ontology annotation, cellular component: plasma membrane. The transcript is spliced from 11 exons. The record is from RefSeq and is a predicted model, not a curated record. Bases 26 to 1810 code for a protein of 594 amino acids. Gene Ontology annotation, molecular function: neutral L-amino acid transmembrane transporter activity; L-glutamate transmembrane transporter activity; glutamate:sodium symporter activity. Gene Ontology annotation, biological process: L-glutamate transmembrane transport.
AUUUGCACGAUGUAUAAUAAUUGGAAUGGAUUGUACAUCUAAGGUAGAUUUACGCUGUAGAUAUAUAUCUAGCAUAUACCUUCACUUCGUAGGUGUAAAAUUCUUUCUGGUCCAUCUGUUACAACAUCCUACAAUGACAUGUGCCAACAGAAUGGAGAAGCAAGUUGAGGUUCAAAUGCAUGAGUGCCACUUUGAAGCUCCAGCUCCUCCUCCAGGGCCAGCUUGUGGAGGUCUCUAUAACAAAUUCAUGAAGAACUUGCUUCUGGCACUCACAGUUCUUGGUGUGAUUGUAGGCUCGGUGGCUGGUGUCCUCCUGCGUUACGCAUCUCCACUUCACCCGGAUGUUAUCAUGAUCAUCGCCUUUCCUGGUGAUAUUCUCAUGAGAAUGUUGAAGAUGGUGAUUUUGCCUCUGAUCAUCUCCAGUUUAAUCACAGGUCUGGCAGGUUUAGACGCCAAAUCUAGCGGUCGUCUCGGCACCAGGGCCAUGGUGUAUUACAUGUUCACCACCAUCAUUGCUGCAGUGCUAGGGGUGCUCCUGGUGCUGAUUAUCCACCCGGGCCACCCCAAGAUAAGAUCAAACUUGGGAGAGGGAAAGAAGAACGAUGAUGUUUCCACUUUAGAUGCCUUUUUUGACCUCAUCAGAAAUCUGUUUCCGGAGAAUCUGGUACAGGCUUGUUUUCAGCAGAUCCAGACGGUUACAAACAAGGUCGAAGUAGCAACACCUCAUCAUGCACACCAUCACCGGUUUGGAAAAAACAACACUAAGUGGGCAGCAAAAUACGUUAUGAAGAAAUCUCUUCAAUUCAAAAGCGGCAUGAAUGUUUUAGGGCUCAUUGGGUUUUUUGUGGCGUUUGGAAUCUCCAUGGGAAAGAUGGGAGAGAAAGCCAAGCUGAUGAUGGACUUUUUCAACGUACUCAAUGAAAUCAUUAUGAAGCUCGUCGGCAUGAUUAUGUGGUACUCCCCUGUGGGCAUUGCAUGUUUGAUCUGCGGCAAAAUUAUUUCUAUUAAUGACCUGGAGGGGGUGGCCAAGCAGUUGGGGAUGUACAUGCUCACAGUCAUCAUAGGCCUGAUCAUCCAUGGAGGCAUCUUCCUCCCCUUGAUAUAUUUUGUCAUUGUUCGAAAAAACCCUUUUACAUUUUUUAUGGGAGUAUUUCAAGCUUGGGUGACUGCACUGGGCACAGCGUCCAGUGCUGGUACGCUGCCCGUUACGUUCCGCUGCCUGGAGGAAAACUUGGGCAUUGAUAAAAGGGUUACUCGAUUUGUACUUCCUGUUGGUGCGACAAUCAACAUGGAUGGCACAGCACUUUACGAAGCAGUAGCAGCCAUUUUCAUCGCACAGAUGAAUGGAAUAAAACUCGAUCCUGGUCAGAUCAUUACAGUCAGCCUGACAGCUACUCUUGCCAGUGUGGGCGCUGCCAGUAUUCCCAGCGCCGGUCUUGUCACUAUGCUGCUCAUUCUCACCGCUGUUGGACUCCCCACCCAAGACAUCAGCCUACUGGUAGCCGUCGACUGGCUUCUGGAUCGCUUCCGGACAUCGGUCAACGUUAUCGGAGACUCUUAUGGAGCGGGUAUUGUGUAUCACCUGACCAAAGACGAGCUCAACAUGCUCGAUGCCCAGCAGAUGAGAACAGAUGACUUUGAGAUGACCAAGUCUCAAUCCUUCUAUGAUAAUAACACAAAGCAGGGUGUCUAUGCAUCGUACAACUCCUGUCCACAAGUGCUGAUAGAUGACUGCAAGAUCCACUUGACCCCAAACGGCUCCUCUGCUGUCUUUUCCGUUACCGAGGAGAGACCUUGGACACAAGACUAAAACAGCACAAAGAUCCAGCUUCACCAUAUCCUGAGUCCUACAAGCUCGCUAUUCCGGGUGAAAACGAUUUAAAGUAUGCAAAACUUCACGGUGACUGCAAAUACAAUAGCAGCAAACGAGCACUUGGAUGUAUUAGACAAGCGAGAACAAUUGUAUGAUGAUGUCCUUGGUGAUUUUACUCAAGUUCUAUUCUGUGGUUAGUGAGUCUUUGACUGUGACCUUAAGGUUAUAUGUUGCACUCAGUGGUCGACUUUAGUGUGGUAGCAGAGUCAUUGUCUUGUCCCACCAUCGCUUGGGUGAGGCCUAAACCCUGUACCUGAUUAUUGCUGGAAACUUGCGUCCCCAUGACCCGCUGAUUGCUGACAGCUAACCAAAGCUUAAUCCUUGAACUUGCAGUAUUCUGGAUUUCAUCAUUAUGCAUAUUUAUGGAUCUGCAUGAAGAUAAAGUUCACGGUUAGGUUUAGGGACCAAAUUAAAGUAUUUCUCCAGAAUUUUGUCAUCAGGAACCAAGGUGUUCCCAAACCAGAGACUCCCAGAGAGCAAUCCCUGAUAUAGGACCCCAUUCAAUACCCUCAAAUCCCUAUUUAUUUGUAAUUAAGAACUCCUUAGCCUUCAGCGUCACGACCGAUAUCCUAUUGUUCGUAGGUGUUUAACAAUAAAUUAAAUAAAAUCGGACAAGAGUAACCAUGACUACCUAUAAAUCAUUCUAAAGAUCUAAGCUUUUAAAGCAUCGACUUUAGAUUACGGUUUUUGAAUGAAAAAACGUAUAACGAAUGUAUUUGCUGAAUUUGUGUAAAUAAUACACAAAACAACAACAUGCAUAAAAAAAUGUCGUACCUAAACUACUGCUGCAAAUCCCGGUUUAUUUGGAAAGAACAACAUGCUGUAAAGCAUUUUUGCUCCGACGAAACAAUAGUGUUAGUAGAUGGAUGUUCUUUUGUUUACGUCACAGUUCUUCCAUUGGUGUGUUGUUUGUAUAUGUUCUGGAAUAACGUGCACGUGAAAAAAACGCCAUCUUGGUAAUAAAAAAAACACACAUUCCUGGAUCUCACUGCUAGUGGUUGGAUAGUAGAAAUGCAACUUGCCCUUGCUGACUUGGCUUAAAUGGAUUAAGUCUUUGGUGGAGGCAAACAAGAUCAGCUUUUCCCAAGAUAUUCUGACCCCCCACCACCACCCCACCACCCCAUCACCACUCCAAAGCUCACAACCUCCGAGGCUUAUUUUAACUUCUAGCUACAUGCAAGAACAUACAGGAACAUACAGUACAGACCAAAAGUUUGGACACACCUUCUCAUUCAAAGAGUUUUCUUUAUUUUCAUGACUAUGAAAAUUGUAGAGUCACACUGAAGGCAUCAAGGGCUAUUUGACCAAGA